Argiope bruennichi is the source of this 942-nucleotide messenger RNA. RefSeq lists its product as uncharacterized. Lineage: Eukaryota; Metazoa; Arthropoda; Arachnida; Araneae; Araneidae. Bases 1 to 942 code for a protein of 313 amino acids. The record is from RefSeq and is a predicted model, not a curated record. The transcript is spliced from 2 exons.
AUGCCAGUUUCUAGGCCCGUUCAACCUGCUAGGCCAAAGCAAGAGUCUGCCAAGCCAGUUUCUAGGCCCGUGCAACCUGCUAGGCCAAAGCAAGAGUCUGCCAAGCCAGUUUCUAGGCCUGUGCAACCUGCUAGGCCAAAGCAAGAGUCUGCCAAGCCAGUUUCUAGGCCCGUGCAACCUGCUAGGCCAAAGCAAGAGUCUGCCAAGCCAGUUUCUAGGCCCGUGCAACCUGCUAGGCCAAAGCAAGAGUCUGCCAGGCCAGUACCUAGGCCUGUGCAACCUGCUAGGCCAAAGCAAGAGUCUGCCAAGCCAGUUUCUAGGCCCGUGCAACCUGCUAGGCCAAAGCAAGAGUCUGCCAGGCCAGUACCUAGGCCCGUGCAACCUGCUAGGCCAAAGCAAGAGUCUGCCAGGCCAGUUCCUAGGCCCGUGCAACCUGCUAGGCCAAAGCAAGAGUCUGCCAAGCCAGUUUCUAGGCCCGUGCAACCUGCUAGGCCAAAGCAAGAGUCUGCCAGGCCAGUACCUAGGCCCGUGCAACCUGCUAGACCAAAGCAAGAGUCUGCCAGGCCAGUUCCUAGGCCCGUGCAACCUGCUAGGCCAAAGCAAGAGUCUGCCAGGCCAGUUCCUAGGCCCGUGCAACCUGCUAGGCCAAAGCAAGAGUCUGCCAAGCCAGUUCCUAGGCCCGUGCAACAGUCAGCUGCUCUGCUGACGAAAGAUAUUUCUUCCCUGCCAUCUUCUAAAGUAGUCCGGAACUUCCGAAAUUUAUACGUGCUGGCUAGAUACAAUCCAAAGUUAAACCAUAUGUACCGAAUCUUCUACGUUGCUUUAAAUGUCAGAGAUUCGGACAUUCGCAGGGAACUUGCCAUGGCAGCCGUCGAUGUGCCAAAUGCUCAGCUGAUGUUCAUGAAACUUCAGUUUGUAGCUCACAGACCUUCAAAUGUUUAA